AUGCAGAGUGGACAACCGCGGAGCAGCGGCGCCAACAACGUCCAAAAAGACGAGAAGAAAUCCUGCUUUUCCAACAUCAAGAUCUUCCUGAUAUCAGAGUGCGCACUGAUGCUGGCACAGGGAACCGUGGGGGCUUACCUGGUCAGUGUGCUAACAACUCUGGAGAGGAGGUUUAAUUUACAGAGUGCUGACGUCGGUGUCAUAGCCAGCAGUUUUGAGAUCGGAAAUUUGGCCCUGAUUUUAUUUGUGAGCUACUUUGGGGCAAGAGGGCACAGGCCACGCCUGAUAGGAUGUGGAGGCAUCGUGAUGGCCCUGGGGGCUUUGCUGUCGGCCCUGCCAGAGUUCCUCACACACCAGUACGAGUAUGAAUCCGGCGAGAUCCCCUGGGGACUGGAAGGCCGGGACCUGUGCAUUGGGAAUGUAUCAACGAGCAGUCAAGAACAGGAGACCAAAAUAAUCUGCAGAAACAGGACUUCUACCAACAUGAUGUAUCUCCUGCUAAUUGGAGCCCAAGUCCUACUGGGAAUUGGUGCUACUCCAGUCCAACCUCUUGGGGUGUCCUACAUAGAUGAUCACGUCCAAAGGAAGGAUUCCUCCCUGUAUAUAGGAAUUCUCUUCACCACUCUGGUUUUCGGCCCAGCCUGUGGUUUCAUCCUCGGCUCUCUCUGCACUAAGUUCUACGUGGACGCAGUUUUCAUUGACACAAGUAAACUGGAUAUAUCGCCCGAGGACCCUCGCUGGAUUGGAGCCUGGUGGGGAGGCUUCCUGCUCUGUGGUGCUUUACUUUUCUUCUCAGCUCUCUUCAUGUUUGGGUUCCCACAGUCUCUGACCAUCAAGAGUGACAGGAUCACCGAGAGUGAGCAGGCCAUGCUUCCACAGAACAUGCCACAGGGGUUUGAGAGACCCAAGCCCAGCAAUGGAGUGGCGGAGCACUUCCAUCCCUCCAACCCCUCUUCCUGCUUCCAGCAGCUGCGAGUGAUUCCGAAGGUCACCAAGCACUUGCUGUCGAACCCGGUGUUUACGUGCAUCGUCCUUGCUGCCUGCAUGGAGAUCGCUGUGGUCGCUGGAUUCGCUGCCUUCCUUGGCAAGUACCUCGAGCAGCAGUUCAACCUCUCCGCCUCCUCGGCCAAUCAGCUUCUGGGAAUGACAGCCAUUCCCUGCGCAUGUCUGGGCAUCUUCCUCGGAGGACUUCUAGUGAAAAAACUCAGCUUGACGCCUCUGGGUGCCAUUAGAAUGGCCAUGUUAGUUAACCUCGUGUCCACUGCAUGCUACAUUUCCUUUCUCUUCCUGGGAUGUGACACAGGACCCAUAGCCGGGGUCACUGUCCCUUAUGGAAACUCAUCUGUUUCGGAUACAGAUUUGGAUCCUUAUGCUCCCUGCAAUAGCGAUUGCGACUGCAAGACAGCAGCUUAUAGUCCUGUCUGUGGAUCUGAUGGAGUUACCUACUUGUCUUCAUGUUUUGCUGGCUGCUCCAAUGUGAAUCUCACCGCCUGUGCUUGUCUGAACAUCGGUCCCAUCAAGAAUGCCACUGUAAUCCCCGGCAAGUGUCCGAGCCCAGGCUGUCAGGAGGCCUUCCUGACCUUCAUGUGCGUGAUGUGCGUGUGCAGUCUCAUUGGAGCCAUGGCCCAGACACCAGCCAUCAUUAUACUCAUCAGGGCUGUUAAUCCUGAGCUCAAGUCAUAUGCGCUGGGAGUUCUGUUCCUGCUUUUGCGAUUGCUCGGUUUCAUUCCUCCUCCUCUCAUCUUCGGUGCCGGGAUCGAUUCAACUUGCCUGUUCUGGACCACCAUCUGUGGGGAGCUGGGAGCGUGUAUGUUAUACGAUAAUGUGGUUUACCGGUACCUCUACAUCAGCAUCGCCAUCACACUGAAGACAUUUGCCUUCAUCCUGUACACGACAACCUGGCACUGUUUGAGGAGGAACGCCGGCAAGUACAUUAGGGACGAUGAACGAAAUCUCCAGCCACUGACCGCCAGUGACCUUUUUGCAUCAACCUUAACGUUGGACACUGUAGGAAGGGACGCUAGCCAACCCCACUCACAAAAGACCAAAUUUAUCUACAAUCUUGAGGACCAUGAAUGGUGUGAAAAUAUGGAAUCUGUCCUAUAAAAAAAACUGC
Carcharodon carcharias (great white shark) is the source of this 2116-nucleotide messenger RNA. It is a transcript of the gene slco3a1, whose product is annotated as solute carrier organic anion transporter family, member 3A1. Gene Ontology annotation, cellular component: membrane. Gene Ontology annotation, molecular function: protein binding. Bases 1 to 2106 code for a protein of 701 amino acids. NCBI's taxonomy places the organism in Eukaryota, Metazoa, Chordata, Chondrichthyes, Lamniformes, Lamnidae. The transcript is spliced from 10 exons. The record is from RefSeq and is a predicted model, not a curated record. Gene Ontology annotation, biological process: transmembrane transport; sodium-independent organic anion transport; prostaglandin transport.